UUACCAUACUGCCUUUCUUCCUCCACUCUCUCAUCAGUCAUCAGUCUGCACACACAUACACACAUACACAUUUUCUCUCUCUAUAUUUGCAUAAUUGUGUUUUCAAUUCAAAUGUUGUCAUCUUCAACAUCUUACCGACUCUACAUUACUUUCCUCCUCUUCUUCUUCCUCCUCCUCAACCCUUGUUCAGAAUAAGAAAAACCCGAAAACCUGGAAAUCAAUGGAGGAAGUUUGGAAUGACAUAACGAUGAAUUCGCUCCCAAACACUCCCAUCUCCCACAUUCACACAAUUCGCCACCCGCCUACCUCAAGCGGCGCGCCUCACUUCAGGGGUUUCAUCUUCCAAGAUUUUCUCAACGCUGGACCUCUUCAAAACACUUCCUCCAUUGACUCUUCUCCUCCGCCGCCGCAGCCUCCACCUUGGCAAACUAGACCCGCCGCUACUGAAUUUCAAUUCUUAGAUAAUAAUGAAUUAUUCAACUCUCAGUCUCACCAUUUUCGACUACAUGGGAAUUCCUCUGUUCCAACUAGCUUAGCGCCUGCUGUUGGUCAGAAUGUUAUGAAUUCGAAGAGGUGUUCUGAUCGGGAUGAAGAUGAACAUGUUGAUCGAAGACAUAAACGUAUGGUUAAGAACAGAGAAUCUGCUUCUCGUUCUAGGGCUCGAAAGCAGGCAUAUGUGACAGAGUUAGAGGUAGAAGUUGACCGUUUACGAGUUGAGAACGAGGCUUUAAGGAAGCAACAACAACAGUUAAUUGAAGACCCGCCUGCUCAGCUUCCCACAAAGCACGGUCUUCAUCGAACAUCUUCGGCCCCAUUUUGAGAAAAUAGAAGACAACAGAACACCCCUAACUUAUUGGGUUUUUUAUUUUUUUUGCUAUUUUGGUACUCCGUAUUUUGUAAGGUAGCUUUCUAGUACUAUUAACAGUAACUUAACAUAUUGUUGGACACGUGUGCUUUACUAAUUAGUCCUUAUUUCUUUUUAGAUUAUUUAAGUAUAACCCAUAUAAAUGUAAUUACUUUAAUUAGUAACUCCUCCCCAUCUCUUA
This is a messenger RNA of Spinacia oleracea (spinach), 1046 nucleotides long. RefSeq names its product protein FD. Gene Ontology annotation, molecular function: DNA-binding transcription factor activity. Lineage: Eukaryota; Viridiplantae; Streptophyta; Magnoliopsida; Caryophyllales; Amaranthaceae. Gene Ontology annotation, cellular component: nucleus. The coding region runs from base 221 to 820 and encodes 199 amino acids. The record is from RefSeq and is a predicted model, not a curated record. Gene Ontology annotation, biological process: positive regulation of DNA-templated transcription. The transcript is spliced from 3 exons.